AUUGAGGCAAGCCUAUAUUGUCUGUGUUUAUUGUACGCUGUUGAUGGAGCCAUCACAGCCACCAACUCGCGCCUCGCUUCUCGUCCUGGCACAAUAAAGAAGCCGGCCUGCUUGUCUGUUUACCUACAGUAGGCAGACAGUGCUCCAAGGAAUCUGCGCGUGGUUUCAGCGCCAAACGAGAAGAAAAAAAUCGGGCAAUAUGCACAUCCGAAAACGGCCAUGACCCAAAACACAGAUAUCUCUAUCGCCAGCCUGCACCUGGCCACCUCCACACACUCGUAUUGCAUGUUUUGCCUAGCAGAAUCCAGCCACGAGAAUACCAAGAUAUCCAGAUAUCCAGACACCAUACAUCAUGGCGUCUCAUCAUUUAAUAGGCACUCUUGAUAUUGGCGCCGCCACACGGCCGCCGGAAGAACAGGCGCCAGAAGACAUUGCCACGACACCGAUCAGGCCAUCAAUAGAAUCAGAUAGCGACGAAAUGGCUGCUAGUGCCGACAACAGCUCGAGCCCUCUACGUCGCUCGACGCGCGUGAGGAAGCCUGUGCAGCGCUACGGACAGGGCUCCGACGCCGGCAGCCCCAAGGAGGCGUCGCCCCCGGCGAAGAGGCAGCGCAAGACGGCUUCUACCGAGCCAAAGACCCCGACCAAAAAGGCUGGCCGAGGCAAGAAGGCAACCCCGGCCGAAAGGGCAACCCCGGCCAGGAAGGCAACCCCGGCCAAGGAGGCAUCCCCGGCCAAAGUGGCAUCCCCGGCCAAAGUGGCAACCCUGGUCAAAGAGGCAACUCCUGCGGCAAAGGCAUCCCCCGCCGCCAAGUCUCCCUCCCCAAAGGCUUCUCCGGUGGCAAAGGCCGAUGAUGCCGUCGCUGAUGGAGCCGGGGAGGCUGCGGCCGCCAGCGCCACCGCCGACGAUGGCCAGGACGCCGAUCAAGAUGACGACGGCCUCCACGCAGUCCUCAGUCUCGACCCUGACGAAGUCGAGGACUAUGAGGGUUGGACCGAGCUGGAGUCGGAUCCGGCGCUGUUCAAUCACAUCCUGCACAAGCUUGGGGUCUCGGGCGUCCGCUGCGAAGAGGUCCUCGUUGUUGACGAGGGCGAGGUGAUGCUGCUCAAACAACCUAUUCACGGCUUCAUCUUCCUCUUCGAGUGCGAUGAUGCCCCGGAGGCCGACGAGACCGUUAGCCCUCCCGAGGGCAUGUGGUUUGCACGCCAGACCAUCGCCAACGCCUGCGCCUCCGUUGCGCUCUUCAACAUCCUCAUGAACGCCGAGGGGAUCAGUCUGGGAGACGAGCUACAAAAGUUCAAAGACGAGACGGCGGACUUGAUCCCUCCGCACAGGGGAACCGCCCUGGCGCAGAAUCGCUUUAUCCGCAAGAUCCAUGACACCUUUGCUCGUCGCCUGGAUCUGCUGGACGAAGACCUGUGUCUUUUGAACCAGUACGAUGCGUACCAGAGGCAAAAUAAGAGAAGAAGGGGCGCGGCCAAGCCCAAGGCCAAGCAGAGCAAGAAGCGCAAGCGAAAGGCGGCCAUCGACCCCAACUCGGCCAAGCACUACGUCGCCUACAUCCACCAGGGCGGGAGACUGUGGGAGCUGGACGGCCUGGAGGAAGCGGCCAUCGAUCUGGGCCCUGCCGGGGACAACUGGGUCGGUGCCGUCAUCCCCUUCGUUCAAAACAAGAUCAACGAGCUGGGCGACCAGGCCAACCUGAUCGCGCUCUGCCAUAACGAGGGGGGCGAGCUGAAGCGGAAGCUGGCGGCCAACGUGGCCUCCAUUGUGGAGCUCUCCAAGAGUGUCGCGGCGCACGACGAGUGGCGCGUCAAGGAGCUCGAGGAGGUGGGUUGGGCGGCUGACCCAGACAAUGCCGAGUACGUCGCGGCGCUGGCCGACAUGGGCCUCACGGCCGAGGACGUCGCUACGGCUGCUGCGGGGGCCGGGGAGGGCAAGGCUGGCGAGGCUCCAGGCGAUGAUGAUGAGAAUGCGGGAGAAGAUGCAGGGCCGUACAAGACCCAAGAGGAAGCCGCAGAGGCCGCUGCAAAGCUGGUCGAGGCGCACCUGAAGCUCCAGGCCAACUACGGAGACGAGCGGGCGCUGGCGCAGAGCGACGAGGAAACGGCAAAGGGAAGGGAGACGGACCUCACGGCCAUGGUGCACACGUGGGUGGAGCUCAUGUGCGAGGCCGACAUUCUCGACACGACGGCCGAGGCGGUCAUGGAGGCGGCGGCCGGGAAGAAGUGAUUGGGGGACUGGGAUGGGACAGGCAGGGUGGUUUUGUAAGGGGACGGCGUUGGUGCGUUUUUGUGUUGUUUGUAUUUCUCGACUCUGUUUUGUCUUUUUAGUUUUGAGGGUAUUUUGAGUUGUUGUUGUCUUCGUCUUUCUUUUUCUGCAUUCCUGUUGAAGGCCGUCCGGGAUGUGGUUGGUAUUACAUAAUCGGUAGUUUGUGACACCAGCAAAGGGGUUCCGAGCUCCAGGUGGAUUGGCCAGGCAGGUGCCGCUGCGUACCUCUGGCGUCAGUUUGAAGGCACCGCGGCGAGGGGAAUUCACCUCCAGUAUCAAUCUAUUCCAGCACCAACAAGCAAAAGGCCGACAAC
This is a messenger RNA of Gaeumannomyces tritici R3-111a-1, 2586 nucleotides long. Its product is annotated as ubiquitin carboxyl-terminal hydrolase. The transcript has 8 exons. The coding region runs from base 353 to 2233 and encodes 626 amino acids. The record is from RefSeq and is a predicted model, not a curated record. Gene Ontology annotation, molecular function: cysteine-type deubiquitinase activity. Gene Ontology annotation, cellular component: cytoplasm. Gene Ontology annotation, biological process: protein deubiquitination; ubiquitin-dependent protein catabolic process. NCBI's taxonomy places the organism in Eukaryota, Fungi, Ascomycota, Sordariomycetes, Magnaporthales, Magnaporthaceae.